Haliaeetus leucocephalus (bald eagle) is the source of this 2071-nucleotide messenger RNA. RefSeq names its product family with sequence similarity 172, member A (gene ARB2A). Gene Ontology annotation, molecular function: siRNA binding. The transcript has 11 exons. NCBI's taxonomy places the organism in Eukaryota, Metazoa, Chordata, Aves, Accipitriformes, Accipitridae. Gene Ontology annotation, cellular component: nucleus. The record is from RefSeq and is a predicted model, not a curated record. The coding region runs from base 148 to 1353 and encodes 401 amino acids. Gene Ontology annotation, biological process: regulatory ncRNA-mediated heterochromatin formation.
CCCUAGACAGAAGCACCAGGCGAUGGCUGUAUCUGUUGCCGAAGUCACUGCCGUUACUUACUGCCUGUCUGCUGGAGGUCUGAUGUGCCACCCUUGGUGUUAGUCUGGGCACUCCCCAGCCUGCCUCAGUCAAAACAUGUUUGGGUAAUGAUGGCUCAGCUCCAGCAAGGAGGCCCAGAUGAAAAAGAGAAGACUACUGCAUUAAAGGAUUUAUUGUCUAGAAUAGACUUGGAUGAACUAAUGAAAAAAGAUGAGCCACCACUUGAAUUUCCUGAUACUCUGGAAGGAUUUGAGUACAUUUUUAAUGAAAAAGGGCAGUUGAGACACAUAAAAACUGGGGAGCCAUUUGUUUUCAAUUACCGUGAAGAUUUACAUAGAUGGAACCAAAAGCGCUAUGAAGCUCUUGGAGAGAUCAUUACUAAAUAUGUUUAUGAACUACUGCAAACGGAAUGCCACUUGAAGAAAGUAACUCUCCCAGUUGAUGCAACUGAGAGUGAACCAAAGAGCUUUAUCUUUAUGAGUGAAGAUGCGUUAACAAAUCCUGACAAGCUGCUGGUCCUAAUUCAUGGUAAUGGUGUUGUCAGAGCAGGUCAGUGGGCUAGGAGACUUAUAAUUAACGAAGAUCUGGACAGUGGCACACAGAUACCAUAUAUAAAGAGAGCUAUUGAGGAAGGCUAUGGAGUAAUAGUACUGAAUCCCAAUGAGAACUAUAUUGAAGUGGAGAAGACAAAAGCCCAAGUACAGCUGUCUUCUGAUAGCUCAGAUGAACCUGCAGAAAAGAGGGAAAGAAAAGAUAAAAUCCAGAAGGAAACAAAGAAGCGACGUGACUUCUACGAAAAGUAUCGAAAUCCACAAAAAGAAAAAGAAACUAUGCAGAUGUAUAUUAGAGAUAAUGGAUCUCCUGAAGAACAUGCAAUUUAUGUUUGGGACCAUUUUAUUUCCCAGUCAGCUGCAGAGAACGUGUUUUUUGUUGCUCACAGUUAUGGUGGACUUGCCUUUGUAGAGUUGAUGAUUCAACGAGAGGCAGAAGUAAAGAAUAAGGUAACUGCUGUGGCGUUGACAGACUCUGUUCACAAUGUGUGGCAUCAAGAAGUUGGGAAAAGUAUUCGAGAGUGGAUGCGAGAGAACUGCUGUAACUGGGUGUCCAGCUCCGAGCCCCUGGACACGUCAGUGGAGUCCAUGCUGCCGGACUGCCCCCGCGUCUCUGCAGGUACAGAGCGCCAUGAACUAACUUCCUGGAAGAGUUUUCCAUCAAUUUUCAAGUUCUUCAGUGAAGCAGUGGAGGCAAAGAACAGCGCAGUGAAACCAACCCCAACGCGACGCUCCAACAGGAUAAAAUACGAAGAAUUGUAAAAGGAGGGGAGGAAAAAAAAAAAGCCGCCGCCACCACCGACCUCUUCGCUGCUUGUUUUCUGCAAGGAGUCUCCCAGCCCCUCAUUAGAUUGUUUUCUUCCUAGAGCACAGGGUCGUGAUGUAUACAUCUAAAUAGCGUUUUGCAUUAUUUCUAGAUGAGUGCAACUGUCAAAGCAAUAUGGGUUCACUGGUUGUGCUUCCUGUGGGCUGUAACUUGGAUUUCGUGCUGCCCAUCAGCGCGCAGAUUAAGGCUGACAGUGGUACUGCACAGUGCAGCAUGGUGCAGCUCUAAUUGCCCUGACAUAGCCCUGCAACAAGCUGAUGCCAGAAUUUAACAGCUACGUUGUGGUCCUGUCGCCUGCAGGAUUUUUUGCUUCUUCCUUCUAUUUUGAGACAGAAAAAAAUCAGAAUUACUCUUUUUUACAAGACAGCUCUAACUCAGAAGUGCUAACCAGCCUGUGAUUUUACACCCAGUAGCCUUCUCUUUCUCUGGGACCAAGUGGGAUCAAGUCUUGACUCUUUCAUUUUCUGCUGGUAGGAGGGUCCAAGAAGUUUGGUCCAGAUUUGUAGGAAAGCCCUUUUGUUGUCGAGAUUUUCUCCUCCUGCCAGAUCAAUGGCAUUAUCUGUAGAUCUUCUUUUCCUUCCGAAAGCUCCACUUAAAAAAAUGCCUAUUCAUUAACCGGCUGGAUCACACUGUGAAAUAUGACAGCAAAAAAAA